GUUGCAGUCCAGCCUACUUCUGGCAAGUCUUCUAUAAAGAAUCGACCAGUCAAUCUAGGGCUCUAUAUUGAGGCUCUCUAGUCAUUAGAAAACCUGAUAUAUAGUCUAAGAGAGAGUAGCUAGCUAAGCAUGUCGGCUGUAAAGAGAGUAUGUUAUUGCAUUAUUCAGCUGAUGGUAAUUAGCACUUGUGUGGUAGAGUUUGCAAAACCGCAACAAUCCGCUGAUGAAGGAGCUGAAGGACAAGCUGGCGUGUCACCGUACAUGCUGGUCAGUAGGUACAACAGUGUGGAGCGAGUUACACCCUGGCCAUACGUGCCGACACCAGGGACGCCAGAAGAAUUAUUCACAGACGAGUUCGGCAUACCUGGCUUUGAAGGUCUAGCCUACCACUACAGGUUGGGACGAAUGUACUGGGCUAUCCCUGAUGUUUUUGACCCACAAAUCAAAUCGGCUAAUCUGGAUGGCACAGAUGUAGCCAUCAUAUUGACAGGCGUAGGCAGAUCGUCGCACCCAGCUGAUGUCACAGUUGACUGGAUUAACGACAAGUUGUACUGGGUUGAUCGGAAUGCGAAAAAAAUAGUGGAGUACGACCUCAAGACUGGCUUCAUACGGACUGUCUAUAACACGGGUGCUGGAUCCCUACCCACCGGUCUAGUGGUCUAUCCCUUCCCUAAUUACGGGUGGUUGUAUUGGACGGACAACGAGAAGGCCACCAUUGAGCGAGUCUCAGUCAGAGGGGAUGAUCACAUGAUCAUACGGGAUGGCCUCAUACAGGGCUGUAUUGGACCAAUCAGCCUCGAGUACCUCAGUCACACAGUAUACUGGAUAGACAACUGUGAUAAUUUCAUCCGAUCAAUUACCAUCUCCGAGAGUCAGGUGAUCUCAAACCGGCCAAUCGUACGCCCGGGAAUUACUGAAUUUUCCCAUGGUCUCACGUUAUAUAAGGACAUUGUUUAUUGGACUGAAACUAAUAAGGUGUAUGGAUAUAACGUGACAGCUGGUGGCGAUGUGGAGCUGGUUCAAUCUGGUAGCCAGCUCAACGGGUUUAGAGGUGUCAAGAUAGUCCAGCCACUCAGUCAGCCAGGAGUGGAGAUGUAUGUUGAGAUGAUCCUCAACAGUACUACGGUGGAGGCCCCAGUGUGUGCAGUGGAGUGUGUCAACGGACUGUGUGUCCCCCCCGGACUGUGUGCAUGUAACAGGGGAUGGACUGGAGUCAACUGCACCACAGAUAUCAACGAGUGUGAUAUACAGAACCACGGGUGUGAGGAAACCUGCAUCAACGUUGUGGGCAGCUUCCUCUGCUCGUGUCCAGGGAGGGCCGGCUAUGUAGUCGCUGAGGACGGAGAGGAUUGCGUGGACCUUGAUGAGUGUGAGGUACUAGAGGGAGCAUGUGUACAGAACUGUACCAACACCAUCGGAUCCUUUAACUGCUCCUGUUUCGAUGGAUACACUGUCACACUGGAUGGAACCAACUGCACAUUGACACAGAGCACCACAGUGUUGUUGCUGCCCUCCUCUACUACCACUGUCCUAUCAACCCAACCCAUCACUCCUCCCACCUCAACAGUCGCACCGGUGAUGUCUUCAACCUUUAAACCUUCAACCUCCUCUAUGAUCUUUGGACUAUCCACGGCAGUGACACACCCACUCGCUAGUAGCGAGGCUCCAGUAUCAACCACUGUCUCUCUUGGUCCAGUUCCAAUACUGUCAACUUCAGUGUUCAGUUCCAUGCUCACUCAGAGUACAGUACAAUCCGAUAACAUUCUGAUUCCAAUGUCAAGUAGUUUCAUUCCAAUGCUGAUCACUUCAACUCCAACACCAAGCAGUACUAACACACCCAUAAUAAGCACUGUAGAAUCAAGCACCGCACCUCUCGUUUCCACCUCAGUCAAAAGUUCUCGAGUGUCUUCGUCCCGAGUAACCGUGCUACUAUCAACAAUGUCAUCACUACCCACCCCCACUACAAGCACAAGUAUCACUCUUCACACACAGAGCUCCUCUAAGCCAGUGCAGAUCGUAUCCUCUCUGGUCCUCUCCUCCUUACCACGCCCAUCUGCCACGCCCAUUAGCAGCAGCAGCGUUGAGGAACUCUAUACGAGGGAAGCUAGUGUUUCAACCCCCCUGAGUGUGAGCAGCUCUCUCGGUGUACAGCUGUCUACAGUCCCAACACCAUCUCCAGGGCUACCAGUAUCUACCGAUGGCACACAGGUGUCAGAGAGUGAGUUCCCACUGGUGGUGGUCAUCAGUAGCGGAGUGGUCGGAGGGGCAGUUGUCUUUGUUGCCAUCGUGCUCAUCGUGGUGGUUGCGUUUGGAUGCUAUGUAAGGAAGACCACUGGAUCGUAUAACUUUCCCGUAGAGAAGUCCUCCAAGCAGCUGGAGGGAGGGACGGUGAGAGCAAGCAAGAUCGUGUUCCAGGCGCCGCCAUUGCUGGACUCCAACAUUUUCGGUGCUGAUAACAAAUCUCCAUUCUGUAAUGGUAAUGGAGCCAGCCCUAAUGGACAUUUGAAUAGAAAUGAAACCAUAUCAUAUACGAGUGAAAAUGGAUCAUCCAUUUCUUCAGGAACAAUUGUAAUAACAUCUUCCCAUCAAUAAAUAUUUAUAUAUUGUGCAAUCUCAAUUUUUCAAUGUCACUUCCAAUUAUGUC
This is a messenger RNA of Halichondria panicea, 2644 nucleotides long. Its product is annotated as pro-epidermal growth factor-like. The transcript has 12 exons. Gene Ontology annotation, biological process: receptor-mediated endocytosis. Gene Ontology annotation, cellular component: signaling receptor complex; apical plasma membrane; plasma membrane. NCBI's taxonomy places the organism in Eukaryota, Metazoa, Porifera, Demospongiae, Suberitida, Halichondriidae. Bases 130 to 2592 code for a protein of 820 amino acids. Gene Ontology annotation, molecular function: hormone binding; calcium ion binding. The record is from RefSeq and is a predicted model, not a curated record.